GGUUUGAAUAUUUCCAUGAAGUGUCGUGAGUACGUUACCGUCUCGAUGAAAAAAGUUUUUAAGAAAGUUAAAAUUCUGCCGGUGAUGAAAACCCGAAGAAGAAGUACCACGUUUGUCAGACUGGAGGGGCACGUGCCUUCUUCGGCAUCUCCUCCAGACACAGGGACAGCUACACUGGCUCCCAGUAGUUCGAGCCCAGAUAUGGAUGACGUCAGUAGUAAGAGGCAAGCUACAAGGGUAUUCAAGAAGAGCUCACCCAAUGGAAAGAUAACAGUUUACUUAGGUAAAAGGGAUUUUGUGGAUCAUAUAUCCCACGUGGAUCCAAUAGAUGGGGUAGUGUUAAUAGACCCUGAUUAUGUAAAGGAUCGGAAAGUAUUUGGCCACGUAUUGGCCGCAUUUAGAUAUGGUAGAGAAGACUUGGACGUUUUGGGCCUGACUUUCAGGAAAGAUUUGUACUUAGCAUCUGAACAAAUUUAUCCCCAAAAUAGCUCCAGCGCUCAAAAUUCGCGACCAUUAACAAGAUUACAAGAACGACUUAUAAAGAAAUUAGGCGCAAAUGCUUUCCCGUUUUAUUUCGAGUUGCCACCUCAUUGUCCAGCCUCUGUCACUCUUCAACCAGCUCCAGGGGAUACCGGAAAACCUUGCGGUGUUGACUAUGAACUUAAAGCGUUUGUGGGAGUUUCUCAAGAAGAUAAACCUCAUAAAAGAAACUCUGUCAGAUUGGCAAUACGCAAAAUUAUGUAUGCUCCAAGUAAACAGGGAGAACAGCCGUCUGUAGAAGUUAGCAAGGAAUUUAUGAUGAGCCCAAACAAACUGUAUCUCGAGGCCUCCUUAGAUAAAGAAUUAUAUCACCACGGUGAAAAUAUCGCUGUCAACGUUCAUAUAGCCAACAAUUCGAACCGUACCGUAAAGAAGAUUAAGGUUUCAGUUAGACAAUUCGCUGAUAUCUGUCUAUUUUCCACAGCUCAAUACAAAUGUACCGUAGCAGAAACUGAAAGCGAUACAGGUCGUUCAAUACCUCAGGGUUACACUCUGAACAAAGUGUUCACGGUCAGACCACUUUUAGCUAAUAAUAAGGACAAAAGAGGUCUAGCCCUUGAUGGCCAAUUAAAACACGAAGAUACCAAUCUAGCCUCAUCUACGAUAGUUGCUGACCCUUCACAGCGAGAAAAUUUGGGCAUUAUCGUCCAAUAUAAGGUCAAAGUAAAGCUUUGUCUUGGUGCUCUAGGCGGAGAUUUGGUUGCGGAACUGCCGUUUAUCUUGAUGCAUCCUAAACCGGAGGAGGAACUGAUUCCACCCAGCGUUACUCCAUCAAGAAGAGUCAGUAAAGAUGGAGACAAUGAUGUUCCAGUAGACACUAACUUAAUUCAACUUGAUGCGGAUGAGAACAAUUUACAAGAUCACGACGAUGACAUAAUUUUUGAAGAUUUCGCUCGGUUAAGGCUCAAGGGUGGCGAGACAGAUGCAUGAGGAUUAAUCCAGGUAUGGGCUGCCCAUCCAUUGCUACCUAUAUUUGACGUGUAUGGAAGCUGCCACUAGGCAGUUCAAAAAAAUAACGAAAAUUUUGUCAUCCCAGUAUGUGUACCCUAGUCAUUGGCUGUUACUCAGUCACAACCAAAAAAAAGCACUUAUUAUAUGUUGAAACAAUGUGACUUUAUACGCUUCAUACAGGGUGUCCCAUAUUUAUAUAUAUAUAUAUUAGUUAAAAUAAGGUGUCACGAUCCAGAAAUAAAUGAACUUUGUCUCCUUGGAUUAUAGUUAAGGUAAGAUUUAAAUUUGGGACAUUCAGUUUUAAGCUAAUAUCUUGUUUACGUUCUUCAGAGGACAAAUAGUUCAUAAUUUUUGGACUUUUUAGGAAAAAUAUCAUCUAAAUAGACUACGCUUGGUUUAUAGUGAGAAAUAUAUAUGAAUUUUUUAAUUCAAUAGAUAAAUGAUGUUGCACAAGAGUUUGUAAAGAAAAAGAAAAAUACCUUAAUAUAUCUAUAUUACAUAUUUAUCUAUUGCCAAUAUAUAUAUUACAGGUUUCUAAAAUAUACCAAGCGAGGGCUAACUAAUUAUAUUACUUCAUUUCAAUAUUACCAUUCAAGAAUUUUAUAUUUAUAUAAACAUACAUAUAUAUUUAACUUGGUAGCUCUAUUUAACGUCAAAGCACCCACUUCAGCAUUUAGGCUCAAUCCACAUUAUCUAGCUAUUGUUCAAAUUUAAUCUUCUGAAAAUUGUUGGGCAAGAAGUAAAUAUCAUGCAUUUUUUGUUACUGGAAAGCUUGUCUCUGUUUAAUUUAAAGAUGCUGGAUAUUGUGGAUAGCGUCAUUUUAUUUUUAAAUUUAGAAGACUGAAUCAUAGAUCAAGUAUAAACCAUCUAGGUUUUAGCUUAGGGCUGUGUCCAGUAUAAGUUCAAACUCGACUAUUUUAAAUAAAGGGAAAACGGUGUAUAUCGUCACAGAUUUGUUUUAAAAUAAACUUUCUACUGGCCAUAGUCGAAUUUUCAGAAAUAUUUCCUGGUUAAAAUCAACGAACUUCGUUAUAAUAUUGUAAACAUUGUACCUGGGAGGUAGAUAGAUUAGUAUCUUAUUACCAGAUUACUUACUUGUGGUUUAUUUUUGAAAUUCGCAAAAUUAUUAACAGUGAAACAGGACCGUAUCUAACAGAAACUUCGUUAAGAAUCAUAUACAGAUUUUUUUAAUUUAAUAUUGAUUUUGUCUAGCUCCCACCCUAAGAUACGGCUUUGGGUUUAAAAGUUUAUUUUUAAGGUUGUUUCUGCCUGUGUCAAAUUCGUUAAUUCGCAGUGACUGCGCUUCAACUUUAUUUAAUGAAAUAUAACUACAUAUUUUUUUCUAAAAUCACAAUAAGGUAACUGAUAAGAGAUGAAAUCCUUUAAAUCGAAACAAAUAGUACAAAGUACUAACAGCAUUAAGAGAUGAAUUUAUCAGUAUAUAACCGUCACUCAACUACCAGUUAAGUCGUUUUUAUUAACACAAAAUUUGUUGGACGUAAGCAGCGUUUUUUGGCAGUAAAAACUGCUAAAUACUAAUAAAAGCGAUAUUGUUGUACAGUAAAAACAAUCGUUCUUACUGUACAACAGUUUAACCCCAUUUAAUAAUACGAGGGUUGUCUGUUAUAUUUUGCAUUUAGUAGAAAAAAACAGUAGAUAACUUUUAAACACUAUUGUAUUUCGAAGUAUUCUCCGCGAAGAGAAAUGCAUAUUUGCAUUCCUUGGAACUAAUUCUGAAAGCAGUUAUCCUUCAAAAUUGCGUUUUUGAAGGCGCAAACAGCCGAUUGACGUUUAUUUUCGGGGCCAUAUCGGUCUAAAAUUUUGGCGUUAAGUUAAUGACAGUUACUACAUGCAAAAUUCAAAAGACAACCCUCGUAGUAUACCCGCCCAUGGUACUCAAUUAUAAACAACCAUUUUGUGAGGUAAAUCAUUCAAUAAUGUGAAAAACUUUUCAAACGCUCAUUUGUAUUAAAAAUAUCGUUUAUUGAAAAUUAUUGCAUUUAUUGGUGAUCUUUUAUUAAUCAGCAUUUAACUGGGCCUGUAUUGAAUCUUGCACCGAAAAUAAGAGGUCUUAUAAAAUAACUAAUAUACCUAGCUUGUAAGUACAUAAAGCUUUUCUAUUUCGAAAUAGGUGCUUUGAUAAAACUUAGAAGCAAACGGUCUGGUCAUAUUUUCCAAUCCUUUUUCAAGACUUCAUAACAAAUAGAAUCGUCCUGUGGAUAUAUUUUUUUAAAUUCUGACUAGAGAGAUCUUAUUACGAAUCAAUGAAAUGUGAUAUUUCUCGUCCAAUUAACAUUUAGAAAUCUCUAUUUUGGGGAAAAUGAAAUUUGUGUAGAUUUGAAUCAGAAUUUAAAGUAAGAGAGAUACAAAAACAUCUCAUAUAAACUCUAAAGUUAUGAAGUUUUGGCUAAACUAAAAAGUACAGCUUUUGUAACGUCGGUUUUUAAAAUUUUGUACUGAAUUUUUUUACAAACAUUUUUUAUUACCUUUUUAAUGCACUUUUAUACUUAAAAACAGAUACACUAUAGUGGACAGUACUUUCUUAUUAAAAUAUAUUUUAGGGUGUUAUUAAUAAUAAUUCGAGGGUAAUUGGUAAACUGCUGAAUUGGGAGAUCAUUUUUGAAAAUUUUUACGCCCGAAUUGUUGAGUAUUGUACGGUCUAAUUAUAUAGAAAAUUUUCGAAAGUUUGAUUUUUUAACUUUGAAUAUCUUAGUAUCUAAUAAAGAAACAAGUAGUUAGGCGAUAUCAUGAAUAAGUCUGAGCAGGAUAAGGAAGGGUAAUUAAUAUAAUAGGGAAAUUACGUCGAAUAUCAAUAUAUUCUCUUAGUUUGGGCAUAACAAAUUAUCACAGCAGUUUAUUUGAAAAAGCAUUAUACUUUAGGCAAAAAGGUUACGGUCCGUGCCUAAGGAAGAAAUCAAGAAAAACUUUUACAAAAAGAAUGUUAUUAGUGUAUGAGAUAUGAACAAAGAGUGUGUUAUGAUUUUAAAAGUUUCAGUUUUAGCAGAAUACUUACAAACAUUUAUGUUUAAAAGAUAACUCAAGAAUAUAAUGUUACUCAACUUGUAUUCUUCCAUUUUCCUUGAAAACGAUGAGAUAAUAUGAAUGUUUAAUGGUUUGCUUAAUAACAACACUCACUCUUAACAGUAGCGUAAAAAUAUCAAGAAUUUUUGUCAUUUCGAAAAAAUUCUUUAAACAGAUGUUAAAAAGAAUAUUUGACGUUUCUAUGUAUCCUUCAAUCCAUAUAAGUAAUUACUAGUCUUAUAUUUAUAAGGGAAAGAUGUUUCUUCACGCAAACUGUCAAUUUGGAUGUCCAUUUUAUAAGUUAGCCCUUUUUUAAUUUAUAGAAAAUUGUUAGUAUACUGAUCGUACAUAUAGAAAUUUUAUUUAUUAUUUUUAAUAAUAAAAUGUGUAAUUAUCCUG
Sitophilus oryzae (rice weevil) is the source of this 4911-nucleotide messenger RNA. Its product is annotated as beta-arrestin-1-like. The record is from RefSeq and is a predicted model, not a curated record. The transcript has 10 exons. Lineage: Eukaryota; Metazoa; Arthropoda; Insecta; Coleoptera; Curculionidae. Gene Ontology annotation, biological process: G protein-coupled receptor internalization; signal transduction. Gene Ontology annotation, molecular function: G protein-coupled receptor binding. Bases 16 to 1470 code for a protein of 484 amino acids. Gene Ontology annotation, cellular component: cytoplasm.